Molecule: messenger RNA, 1980 nt
Organism: Orcinus orca (killer whale)
Lineage: Eukaryota; Metazoa; Chordata; Mammalia; Artiodactyla; Delphinidae
Gene: C3H19orf25
Product: chromosome 3 C19orf25 homolog
Exons: 3
Coding region: 163-522 (119 amino acids)
Source: RefSeq, a predicted model, not a curated record
UAGCGGGCCCGGCCCCUUUAAGAGGGGCGUGGCUUCGCGGCAGGCGGGAGCCGGAGGAGGCCGGAAGUGCGCGUCACGGGCCUGUAGGGUGGGUCCGCGCGCCAACCGGAAGCGGAAGUGGCCACUGGGCCGCGGCUGCGGGCUGAAGGCUUUACGCAAGAGAUGGGCUCCAAGGCCAAGAAGCGCGUGGUGCUGCCCACCCGCCCGGCGCCCCCCACGGUGGAGCAGAUCCUGGAAGACGUGCGGGGGGCACCCGCCAAGGACCUAGUCUUCACCGCCGUGGCCCGGGAAGACCCCCCAGCCCCCUCGGGGAGGGCCGAGGACACUGAGGCCCAGCGGGAGCAGCUCUACCAGCAGAGCCGGGUCUACGUGGCCACGAACCAGCGGCUGUGGCGCGCGGGCGCCCAGCUGAAGCAGCAGCGUGAGGAGCUGUGGCAGGCACGCGAGGAGCUGGAGCAGGAGGUCAGCCACGUGGGCCAGGUGGCUCUGCCGGGCACCGCGGCCGCCACCUUCCUGGGCUGACCCGGGGCCUCGGGGCCUCCGCUCGACACCUGGCCUGGCGCACCUCACCUGACACCUGGCCCCUGGGUCCCGGAACCAGGGUCCAGGCUCUCUGAUCCGCGGCCUAGGCACGCCUGGCACCCAGAGACCCCGGGGGACACAGCCCGCCCAGGGGGUGGGGCUGCCUCAGCCAGGCACAGGCCCCUCCCCGAGGGUGGGGUCCGGGUUGUGCGCAUGCCCCUUGCCCUGAGGAGCCCCGACUGGACUUCCUGCGGGGCCCAGCCCCCGAGGGCCCUCCGUCCAUCCUCCCUUCCUUCCUCUGGCGACCCUGCUUCACUGCUCCCCACAUCAGACUGAACUGGUGGGACCCACCCCUCUGGUUCUGCCGUCUCCGUGUUAACUGGGGGGCCCCAGGGGUCCCAGAAGAGGGUGGGGAGUUCAGUGUCCUCCCUGACACGUAGUGGCUAUGGUUAUGUGAGGAGCUGUGGCCCCCCCAGGGCCCAGAUCUGAGAUGGGGCCUCGUGGUGGGUGCCACCCCUCAGGGCCCCCGGCACCCCGACCCAGGGCCUGGGCGCUCCCCCAGGGCACUUGUCUGUCCGUCAGCUGUGGGGUUCUGUCACAUGGGGGCGCCAUGAGAGGACAUGGUGGUCAGUCCACUGCCCCGGGCCAUCACCCAGCUGCCCUCCUGUCCGUACACCUUCGUCUGUGGACAGGUGGGUGGUGGGGCAGGAGAGGAUCUUGAAAAGGGCAUCACCCUAAAAAACCCAUCCCAUGAAGACCAGAGAAGCAGUAGGCUGGCGGGAGGUGGCCCCGGGGCCAGGCCCGUCGUGGAUGAGCCCAAGUCCCUCUGAUGAAAUCCCUGUGUGUAGCUGCCUGAACAGUGCCUCCAUAGACCACUCCUUUGCAGGGUCCCCAGAAGCUCGGGGCAGUGCUGGGACCCAGCACGCAGGGCCCUGACAAGGGAGACCCUGCGCAUCCCAGGCAGAAAGAGUGUCUGCUUCACCCUCAGAGACCCCAAAACUGGAGACUUGACUUUGGAGGCCCAGGAGACAAGCCCAGUGCGGGCUUGUCUCUAGUGGCAGCAGUGGACGCCAGGCUGCCUCCUCCAGGGUGCGCUGGCUAACAGCGGGCCCCUGGGGUGAGCUGCUUCCCCUCUCCCUGCCUGGCCUGGCCUCCGGGUGGGGCCGCCUGUCUUUGGGGCACUGUCCACCCUCCAGAUCCCCCCUGGCAUCAGGCAGAGACACUCCACUGACUCCUGCCGGGUGCCUCCCCCUGCGCCUGUUCUGAGUGCUCUCCCUGCACCCCCGGGUCACACUGGGGCUCAGCCCUCAGGCGUCCCCUCGCGUCCUCGCGGUUGUGGGGAGCGAGGCUCUGCAGGUGGCAUGUGGACCCCCACCCUGGCUUGUCCCCCCUGGAGACAGGCGCAGGCAUUGUGGAGCGCAACUCAACAGCUGUUUAUUAAAGGUGCAUGUGAGACGC